Messenger RNA from Clavispora lusitaniae ATCC 42720, 2301 nucleotides. It is a transcript of the gene LEU1, whose product is annotated as 3-isopropylmalate dehydratase. The record is from RefSeq and is a predicted model, not a curated record. NCBI's taxonomy places the organism in Eukaryota, Fungi, Ascomycota, Pichiomycetes, Serinales, Metschnikowiaceae. Gene Ontology annotation, biological process: L-leucine biosynthetic process. Gene Ontology annotation, molecular function: 4 iron, 4 sulfur cluster binding; 3-isopropylmalate dehydratase activity. Gene Ontology annotation, cellular component: 3-isopropylmalate dehydratase complex.
AUGCCCGCAUCUUCCCAACCCAAAACUUUGUACGACAAAGUGUUCGAGGACCACAUCGUCCACAAGGACGAGUCCGGCUCCUAUCUUCUUUAUAUUGACCGUCACUUGGUCCAUGAAGUGACGUCUCCCCAGGCUUUUGAAGGCUUGAAAAACGCUGGCAGAAAAGUGAGACGGCCCGACUGUACUUUGGCUACUGUCGACCACAACAUCCCCACGGUGUCGCGUGUCAACUUCAAGAACGUCGAAACGUUUGUGGAGCAAGAGGACUCCAAGUUGCAGGUGAUGACUUUGGAGCAGAAUGUCCGGGACUUUGGCGUCACCUACUUUGGCAUGGAAGACUCUCGCCAAGGUAUUGUGCAUGUGAUUGGCCCUGAGCAAGGUUUCACUCUUCCAGGCACGACUGUCGUCUGUGGCGACUCGCACACCUCGACCCACGGCGCCUUUGGGUCUUUGGCUUUUGGUAUUGGUACUUCGGAGGUUGAGCAUGUCUUGGCCACGCAAACUAUCAUCCAGGCCAAGUCGAAGAACAUGAGAAUCCGUGUGGAGGGCGACUUGGCCCCAGGCAUCACACUGAAGGACUUGGUUUUGCAUGUCAUUGGUGUCAUUGGCACUGCCGGUGGAACUGGGUCUGUCAUUGAGUUUGCAGGCCUGGCCAUCGAAGCGUUGUCCAUGGAGGCAAGAAUGUCCAUCUGCAACAUGGCCAUUGAGGCUGGUGCCAGAGCCGGCAUGAUUCGCCCCGACGAAAUCACCUUCAACUACCUCAAGGGCCGGCCAUUGGCCCCCAAGGGCGCCGAGUGGGAAAAAGCCGUCAAGUACUGGUCCUCUUUGCGCUCCGACGAAGGCGCCCACUUCGACCACGACAUUUUGAUCCACGCUCAAGAUAUCGUUCCUACCAUCACAUGGGGCAACUCGCCCCAGGACGCUUUGCCCAUCACGGCCCGUGUCCCAGAUCCAGCGUCCGUGCAAGACCCAAUCAAAAAGGCGGGCAUGGAACGUGCGCUUGAAUACCAGGGCUUGAAGCCCAACACACCUCUUCAGGAGAUCACCAUCGACAAGGCUUUCAUCGGGCUGUGCACCAACCUGCGGAUUGAAGAUUUGCGCGAGGCAGCCAAGGUUGCCAAGGGCCACCGCAAGGCCGACAAUGUCAAGUUGGUUUUGGUUGUUCCAGGAUCGGGCUUGGUGAAGCAGCAAGCAGAAAAGGAAGGUCUUGAUAAGGUGUUUGAAGCUGCAGGCUUUUCGUGGAGAGAGGCCGGCUGCUCCAUGUGUUUGGGCAUGAACCCAGACAUUUUGGACCCAGAGGAGAGAUGCGCUUCGACGUCCAACAGAAACUUCGAAGGCCGUCAAGGUGCUAAAUCAAGAACGCACUUGAUGUCUCCUGCCAUGGCCGCUGCAGCUGCCAUCAAGGGUCACUUCACCGAUAUUCGUGAGUGGAAGUACAAUGCGGCUGACGAGCCUGCUGUUCAGAUCGACUCCAACGAAGAUCUUGAAUUGCAAGAAGCCGUGUACGAGCACGAGAAGCAGCCAUUGGAAGAGAGCGAGUCUUUAGCCCAGGAUAGACUCAACGACAUUCCUGCCACUGAGUCGCCUGCUGUUGGUGGAGCUGGCAUGGAGAAGUUCACUGUCUUGACAGGUAUCACUGCACCUUUGGAUAAGGCCAACGUCGACACCGACGCUAUCAUUCCAAAGCAGUUCUUGAAAACCAUCAAGCGUACCGGUUUGAAGAAGGGGUUGUUUUACGAGUUGCGUUUCACCAAGGAUGCCGAAGGAAAAGACAUUGAGACUGAUUUCGCCUUGAACGUUCCUCCUUACCGCAAUGCCGAGAUUUUGUUGGUCACUGGUGACAACUUUGGCUGUGGUUCCUCGCGUGAACAUGCUCCUUGGGCCUUGAAAGAUUUCGGCAUCAAGUGUAUGAUUGCGCCUUCGUUCGGUGACAUUUUCUACAACAACUCGUGCAAGAACGGUUUGUUGCCCAUCAGAAUUCCUCAAGAGGUGAUCCUCUCUAAAUUAUACCCUGUGGCUACUGCGGGCAAGAAGCUUACGGUGGACUUGCCUAAACAGGAGAUCAGAAAUGAAGAUGGCGACGUUUUGGUGGAGCACUUUGAUAUCGAGCCAUUUAGGAAACACUGUUUGGUUAACGGCUUGGAUGACAUUGGCUUGACCAUGCAGAAAGAGAAAUUUAUCAGAAAAUUCGAGGAGAGAAGAAGAGACGUCUUUUCCUUUUUGGAGGGUGGAUCCAAGUUGAUCAAACCCAUCACAGGCUCUAAGAAGUCCAAGUACGGUCUUAAGACCCAGGAGUGGUAA